Molecule: messenger RNA, 1919 nt
Organism: Daphnia magna
Lineage: Eukaryota; Metazoa; Arthropoda; Branchiopoda; Diplostraca; Daphniidae
Exons: 2
Coding region: 580-1731 (383 amino acids)
Biological process (GO): adenylate cyclase-activating G protein-coupled receptor signaling pathway; G protein-coupled adenosine receptor signaling pathway
Cellular component (GO): membrane
Molecular function (GO): G protein-coupled receptor activity
Source: RefSeq, a predicted model, not a curated record
AUUUUUGAUGGCAAACGGGCGCUGGUUGUUAUCAGAUUUCCCUUGAGUCCUGAGAUUUCGUGUUUUUUUAAAGCAAUGUAGCUGUCAACGAUAUCUUUUGUUUUCCAUUACUAAUAGCAUCGCCGUAGGAAACGUUUACAAACCAAAUUCAAUGUUUAAUCCAAUACAAUUCCCUGUUUUGCCCUUUUCACGAAACUACCACCAAGUUUAAUCGUUCCUUGAAAUCUGAUGCGCAUUCACUCAUUCUCGUGGACCGCGGGAUUAUAUCCUAAUAGGCUUUCUCUAAACGUAGACAAUUUUUGAUGCGAUCCCCAUUAUUGGCGUAUUAUUUCUGCUUCAUUUGUUGAAAUGAAACAUGUUACCGUUUAGAAACUUUCUGUUUUCCUGCAAAAUAUUAGCCUUUUCAGGGAAGAUCGGAUACCAACGAUGUAUUACACGAUAAAAGAGUCCAAUCAUAUACCAGAAUCUGUUGCGCAUUCACGCGUGCGCAAGUCGGGGGACGCUUGACGUUCAAAAUCACACAAUACACCUGUCGAACGAAGAUAUGUCUAGUCUGACUCUUCCAGUCUAAACGUUAUCAUGGGUAGGCCGACAAACCCGUUAAACGCUACUUUAAAUGUAUUUGAAUUCUCCAUCAUGAUGCAAACGAUCAGCGCCACCCAGGAAUUCUACAGGACUUGUAUAGUCGCUGUUGGCAUGUUUUUGAAUUGCAUCGUCAUCUUAGUGGUGACGAGUUCGCAACAAUUGCGCUAUCCACGUCACGUUUUCUGGGCUGCCAUUUCAUUCUUCGAGUGCCUCUUUUUGGUCCAGUGCGCUCUCGAAUUAGCCGUCAUCGUCAAUCACGAUCAUCUAGCCUGUCAAGUGUUUGUUCUCUUGUGCACCGUCGACUACUCCGUGCUGUUGCUCUGCAUUUUACUGGCCGCUUUCGAUCGCUACUUGUCCAUCGUCCGCUACGAAUGGUACAAGAAAAAUGUCACCGUUCGCAAUGUUAUCGUGUUAAUUACGAUGACAUCGGCGUUGACGUUGCUGAUUGUAACCAUUCCAUUUUGGACGGGUUAUCAAUCCAUUUAUACUUGCACGGAAAAUUUGAUUCACUUGCAUUGCGUUCUUGCCUGGGACUUGUUUUUGGGCAUUGUCUGUGUCGUUCUCCAUUUCAAGAUUUUCGUUGAAACUAAGACGGUUAUCCGGCAAUAUUUGCCCUGCUAUCGGCACACACCCAUCACGGUCAGGUUCGUGAAUUCACCUGUCCGACCAUCUAUCGCCAGUUCUGGGCCGAGGAGGGAAACAUCACCAAUAGGCGAACGAGUUUUAUUCGCCUUUCCCGAAAUCCCUUCUUCCGUUAAUUGCCCUGAUGGAAACGCGUCUCAUUUGCAUUCGGCAUUGUCCAUCGAUCAUUUGGGCGCUGGAUGUUUUCCCUGGACGCACAGCAAUUCGAAAAUCAGUCGACUUGAAGUUCAAGCUGCUCUCAACAUGUCCGUCAAUGUCCUCCCGUUCUGGUUGUGUACGUUUCCCGUUUCUAGUUACGCCAUCGGUCUCUAUUGGUGCAUCCGCCUGGAGGGAGAUUGCAGCCCCAUUUUGCUGACUUGGCCUUACAUGUGGAAUUUUUUCUUGCUGCACAGCAUCUACAAUCCGGUCAUGUACAUGUUAAGCAGUUCCGAAUUUCAAAGAGCGAUUCUCCAUAUCAUAAGGAAAUUGAUUAACAAAUGUCAAUUACAACCUCCAGCAAAUUGAAUUCUCAUUUCUUCUGAAUUUUCUUCAAUUUUCUGGGUAUAUUUUAAAUGGUGGCAACGCAGUGCAAACUAUUUUGUGAAUAGAAUUGAAUGCGAUGGGCAACUAACAACAAAUGGCAUAUCACGUGACAUUUGUUUGUUCGCUAAAUUUGAAUCUCACAACUUUGAAUUAAAUCUUGUGUUUGAUGA